Strongylocentrotus purpuratus (purple sea urchin) is the source of this 1485-nucleotide messenger RNA. RefSeq lists its product as uncharacterized. Bases 158 to 1321 code for a protein of 387 amino acids. The record is from RefSeq and is a predicted model, not a curated record. Lineage: Eukaryota; Metazoa; Echinodermata; Echinoidea; Camarodonta; Strongylocentrotidae. Gene Ontology annotation, biological process: arachidonate secretion; phospholipid metabolic process. The transcript has 3 exons. Gene Ontology annotation, molecular function: A2-type glycerophospholipase activity.
UAUUAUGGUCAUAUAAAAGGGCACCAAUCACACUUUAGCCUUAGUUCAGUACCUAUCCCUCUUACUGGACUCAUCACUAAGCCCAAGCAUAAAGUGCUUUGAUUAAUAACUCAGGGAAUUUCCGCAGUCGAACGUCGUGGAGUCGAACGUCGAUACGAUGUGGUCAUUGAUACUGUCCUUCGUGGUCGUAUUAUCACAGAGUUUGCAGUCACGUGCAAACGAUAUCUGGAACUCGCCAUCGGGAUCGUCACCCCUUUCGUCGGCACCGUCAUGGUCAUCGUUCCAAUCUCAAAACUUUCUCGGUGUCUCGCGAUCGACUGGCGAACUCGUGAUGGCGCUCCAUCUCGACGAUGUCUCGGCUAUCAAGAGGGUCGUCGGCGACCAGAACGGUGCCCAGAUGAUCAUACUACAAGCCACAGACGGCAAACAUCUCGUUCAUAAUAUCUACGAUCCAAUGUUUAAUCUCAGGGAAUGCAAGACCACUAAAAAUCAAGCCGAUAUCGAUGAUUUCAGGCGGAGUUUUCACACCAAAUACUCUUCCCGCUUUCUUUCAGAUGACAUCAUCCACAAGCCACGCCCAUCGCAGCGCUCAAGCUCGCUGUCGUUCACCUCCGUCAAUCUGGAAUACGUCCACAACGCCACCGAGUCCCUAGAUGUGUUUGUCCUACCCAGAUUCAGCAGCAAAGGGGUUAAAGUUCAUCCUGUGAUUCGGAUGAUGAUCGACGUCAUGGAGGCACGGAGAGUAUGUCGUGAUAUGGAGAAAGAUUUGAAAGCCCAUCUGAUGAUGACGGAUCGAUCACGGGAUGGUAGUCGAGUUCUGGAUGACAGUGAGAUUGACGUCACCGAAGCAGACGUGGAGCUGGAUCCCGAGGAGGAGGAACGAAGUGGAAGAGAGAGGAGAAGUAUAUUUAUCGUACCAGGGACGCUGUGGUGUGGAUCAGGCAGCAUUGCCAAAUCUUACGAUGAUCUAGGAGAACACAACACAACGGAUUUGUGUUGCCGAGAACACGACCAUUGCCCUCAUACCAUCCUAAGCUGGCAGAACAAAUUCAACAUAUUCAACCAUCGUCUCUAUACCCUCAGUGACUGCGAAUGCGAUGUAAAAUUCCGUGAUUGUCUACUGCAGGUGAAUGACAGCAUGUCCCGUGCGGUGGGAGAUGGUUACUUCAAUUUCCUGGGGUGCGCCUGCUUCCAGCUCGAGGAAGAGGAAGAAUGCAUCUCAAGAUCCUGGUGGCCCUGGAAUGCCUGCUCUAGAUACCAACAGAUCAAGCGAGCCAUCGUCAACUUCAUCGGACCUGUAUUCGAUUUCAUGCCCAUGUAGUAUACUCUCUAUAGAUGUACAGAUCGCAAAGACUUUCAAGAAAUCUUUCCGAGGGCAAUUUUGAUAGACCCUAUCCAAUAGAAAUCACGUUCGGGUUAUGUAAUGUGUUGUCUUAAUGCCUCAGUCACACCUUUGCGUAUUUGGCUUGCGUAUUGCUGCGUAUU